Solea senegalensis (Senegalese sole) is the source of this 1278-nucleotide messenger RNA. RefSeq names its product TSC22 domain family protein 4-like. NCBI's taxonomy places the organism in Eukaryota, Metazoa, Chordata, Actinopteri, Pleuronectiformes, Soleidae. The record is from RefSeq and is a predicted model, not a curated record. Gene Ontology annotation, biological process: regulation of transcription by RNA polymerase II. Bases 207 to 815 code for a protein of 202 amino acids. The transcript has 3 exons.
ACAACUUGAGACUGCUUCUGACUCUACUUCCUAUGUCACAGGACAAAACAUGCUAAGAAAGGAUUACACAUUUUAAGGAGAAGGUGGAGUGAUUUUUUUUGAAAAGUUCUGAAUUACUUCUCUGGAUUGUGAUUGCAGCAUGUACUUGCAGUCACUUGAUUGGACAAGAUGUCUGACAGUGAGCUGUAAGUGGUCAUAAAGAGAGGAUGAUUUCAGGUCAACAACAGCAGUCGACCCUGAGUGAGCCUGCAUGUCGUCCUCAGCGGCGUCCACCAUCAACCCCACCCCUUCCUAUCAGGACUCUGCAAGUCUUUGCUAAACAGCCAGAGGCAUGUGUUGUGUUACGGGAUCGUAAAAAGGUCAGAAGUUCUAGGUCAGGUAACCGACCUAGUGAGUCGUGGCCCUCAGCCAGGUCAGUCAGUAAGAUCCAAGACAGAAGCUGCACUCAAUCUCAAGCUCACCUGACCUUGUCAACCCCGGCCUCGGUUCUGCAACAAGCCCACAAUCCUUUGCUGCCUGCCGCUCCUCACUCUCAUUGGCCAAUGCCUCCUCCUAGUGGGUGGCACUCCGAAGCCUCUAUGAUAUCACUGCUGCUUUUCUUCCACAGUGCUUCCAAUAACAAACUGGUUUCUAUUGACAACAAAAUUGAGCAGGCCAUGGAGCUAGUGAAGAGUCAUCUGAUGAUGGCAGUCAGGGAGGAGGUGGAGCUUCUGAGGGAACAAAUCAGACAACUACAGGAGAAGAACAAAGAGCUAAUGAGAGAGAACAACAUCCUGAGAACACUCACAUACACACACACAAAUUCAUGCAGUUAACAUUUUAAGACUUUCAUUUGGACAGCCCAAACAAAGCCAUUGAAGGCCUAACCCUAACCUUAACCUAAACACAAUUCCCAUAUUAGCCCUAAACCUAAAUGAGGUUCUGCCUUAAUAUGAUUGGGUUUGAUGUUAAUGCCAGAAAAGGUCUUAGAGAGGUGACAAAAAGUAUAAACAAACAGGUCUGUGCACCUGUCGCUGUUUUCACUUAAUGUUGACAGCCUAAACAAAACAUAACCACUUAAUGCCUUAUCCUAACCUUACCGUAAUUACUAUACAAAUGUUUGCCAUAAGCACAACCUCAUAUCCGAGGCUCUGUUUCAUUUCAACAAGGGUUUGGUCCCUUGUGUUUAUCAGUUUCAUAAGCUACUAAUAAGAUUAAUGAUAACAUGACAAAAAGAACAGCUUACAACUGCUGUAACUGUAGUUUGCUGUUUAUAAUAAAUAAAUUACUAAUCUAAUU